UCCCGGCGCGGUGGACGCUGGAGGCCAAGAUGGCGGCGGAGCUGGUGGAGGCGAAAAACAUGGUGAUGAGUUUCCGAGUCUCAGAUCUUCAGAUGUUGCUGGGUUUUGUUGGCAGGAGUAAAAGCGGACUUAAACAUGAACUAGUCACCAGAGCAUUGCAAUUGGUCCAAUUUGACUGCAGCCCUGAAGUUUUCAAGAAAAUUAAGGAGCUCUAUGAGACUCGCUACGCCAAGAAGAGCUCUGAAGUCACGCAGCCUCAGCCACAGCAGCACCGGUCUCCCGAGGCACUCUCCAUACAUUCAUCGUAUGACCGCGGGAGCACCGUUGCUCGGACUUCUAUCUCCACGACUAAUAUUGACUAUCCUGCGCUCUAUGGGAAAUACCUUAACGGACUGGGAAGGUUGCCACCCAAAGUUGCGAAGCCUGAAGUUCGGCUGGUGAAACUUCCCUUCUAUACGACCCUGGAUGAACUGUUGAAGCCAACAGAAUUAGUUCCACAGAAUAAUGAGAAGCUUCAGGAAAGUCCGUGCAUUUUUGCAUUAACACCAAGACAAGUGGAGUUGAUCAGAAAUUCCAGGGAGUUGCAACCCGGUGUGAAAUCGGUUCAGGUUGUGCUAAGAAUCUGUUACACAGACACUAGUUCUCCUCAGGAGGAUCAGUACCCUCCGAACAUUGCAGUGAAAGUGAAUCAUAGUUACUGCUCAGUGCCGGGCUACUAUCCAUCAAACAAACCUGGAGUGGAACCUAAAAGGCCCUGUCGUCCCAUCAACCUCACCCAUCUCAUGUACUUGUCUGCAGCGACCAAUCGCAUCACCGUUACCUGGGGGAAUUACGGGAAGAGCUAUUCCGUGGGGCUGUACUUAGUGCGGCAGAUGACCUCAGCAGAGCUGCUGCAGAGGUUGAAAACCAUUGGGAUCAAACAUCCAGAACUCUGCAAAGCACUUGUAAAAGAGAAGCUACGCUUGGAUCCAGACAGUGAAAUUGCCACUACAGGUGUUCGUGUCUCUCUUAUCUGUCCGCUAGUGAAGAUGCGGCUGUCUGUCCCGUGCCGGGCGGAGACCUGUGCGCAUCUGCAGUGCUUUGAUGCAGUCUUCUACCUACAGAUGAAUGAGAAAAAGCCCACGUGGAUGUGCCCUGUGUGUGACAAACCAGCACCCUAUGACCAGCUCAUAAUUGAUGGGCUCCUGUCAAAGAUCCUGACAGAAUGUGAAGAUGCGGAUGAAAUAGAGUACCUGGUGGAUGGCUCCUGGUGUCCCAUCAGAGCUGAGAAAGAGCGGAGCUGCAGCCCUCAAUGUCCAAUAUUAGUUCUAGGUUCUUCAGAUGUGAACGGGCUGUUGCCCACUCCUAACGGUAACGGUGAGAACGGCAAGGCCACUGCCGAUGUUGUGGAUUUAACACUGGACAGCUCAUCAUCGGAGGAAGAGGAGGAGGAAGAUGAGGAAGAAGAUGACGAUGAUGAGGGACCCCAACCAAAACGACGCUGCUCUUAUGAGAAAGGUUUAGUUUCUGCCUGCUGACUGCGGAAGCAGCUCUGAAUCUCAGAAUGGACAGACUUGAAUACUCUGGUGCUUAUUAAACUGGAGGAGGGGGAGAAUGUCCUCUCCCACCUCAUCUCCCUUCCUCCCUGAUCUCCUUCGACUUUCCUAUUCCAAAUAAAUCAUUAAAACAAGAGA
Molecule: messenger RNA, 1673 nt
Organism: Gymnogyps californianus (California condor)
Lineage: Eukaryota; Metazoa; Chordata; Aves; Accipitriformes; Cathartidae
Gene: PIAS4
Product: protein inhibitor of activated STAT 4
Exons: 11
Coding region: 30-1517 (495 amino acids)
Biological process (GO): protein sumoylation; regulation of transcription by RNA polymerase II
Molecular function (GO): zinc ion binding; SUMO ligase activity; transcription coregulator activity
Source: RefSeq, a predicted model, not a curated record